AGAGAAUGAUGAAGUAAAAACUAAAAAGAAAAAGGCAAGGGGAUAGAGACAGGGGAUGAAUAGAAGAAGAAGAAGAGAAGUAGAGUUGAUAGUGCCUCGUGCUUCUGCUUCAAUUCAUCGAAUCAAUCAUUGAUUUGAAAUCGAAUGGGGAUACUGUACGCGCUGGUAGGUCGUGGAUCGGUGGUGCUGGCGGAGUUCAGCGGCACCGCUACCAACGCCAGCGCAAUCGCCAGGCAGAUAUUGGAGAAGAUCCCUGGCACCAACGACACUCACGUUUCAUACUCUCAGGAUCGUUACAUCUUCCACGUUAAACGCACCGAUGGUCUCACCGUUCUCUGUAUGGCCGACGACACUGCCGGCAGGAGAAUUCCUUUUGCGUUUCUGGAAGAUAUUCAUCAGAAGUUCGUGAGGACUUAUGGACGCGCUGUUCACACCGCUCAGCCUUAUGGAAUGAACGAUGAGUUCUCUAGGGUUUUGAGCCAGCAAAUGGAGUAUUAUUCCAAUGAUCCUAACGCCGAUAGGAUCAAUCGACUUAAAGGUGAAAUGUCUCAGGUACGAAAUGUCAUGAUAGAAAAUAUUGACAAAGUUUUAGAUAGAGGUGAUCGAUUGGAAUUGCUGGUGGAUAAAACUGCUAAUAUGCAAGGAAACACCUUUCGCUUCAGGAAGCAAGCUCGUCGUUUCAGAAGCACUGUCUGGUGGAGAAAUGUCAAGCUAACGGUUGCACUUAUUGUUGUCCUUCUUGUGAUAGUUUAUAUUGUGUUGGCUUUUGUUUGCCAUGGGCCCGCUCUGCCAUCUUGUUUUUAGUGAAGGAUUGGCAAGUGAAUUUUAUGUGUGCUUCCUUAUCGUCUUGAGCUGAGGUCACUUCUUUUAUAUCUUCCAUUGUUAUAUGCAGACUCCCAUUUGUUCAACUUAAAUUGCUGGGCUGUCCGCCUGUGUGCUAGUGAAUUCCUUGCAUUUGUUUUGGAUUGUACUUUCAUUACGAGGCUUGAGGGAAAAAGUUAUCGUAUCAUGUCAAUCAUUGUAUUUCUCAUACCAACCCAAAAAUUUGGAUUGAACUGGGAAAACGUGAGACGUUAAUUUUGUGUAAAGUGUAGCGUUGCAGCUUGAUGGUGUGCUAUGGAUGCUUCCUCUUCUUGUUCUAGAGGGGGAAGGGUAAACCUUAAAUUCCAUGUGUUCUUUCAUAGCUCAGUGAAAGGGUUAGAGAGAGAGAGAGAGAGAAGAAGGGGGGGGGGGGUUGAACUGUUCGGCCCUGUUUUGUUUUCAAAUUGAUGCAUGUGAACCGCAUAAACAUAAUACAUAUUUGCUUAAAUUUAUCUUUUUAUGUGCGAACUAUGAAUUGCGAAGGUUCACGAUUUUAUUUUUAC
Abrus precatorius (Indian licorice) is the source of this 1364-nucleotide messenger RNA. RefSeq names its product vesicle-associated membrane protein 711. Bases 145 to 804 code for a protein of 219 amino acids. Gene Ontology annotation, biological process: vesicle-mediated transport. The record is from RefSeq and is a predicted model, not a curated record. Gene Ontology annotation, cellular component: membrane. NCBI's taxonomy places the organism in Eukaryota, Viridiplantae, Streptophyta, Magnoliopsida, Fabales, Fabaceae. The transcript is spliced from 4 exons.